Molecule: messenger RNA, 4289 nt
Organism: Electrophorus electricus (electric eel)
Lineage: Eukaryota; Metazoa; Chordata; Actinopteri; Gymnotiformes; Gymnotidae
Gene: llgl2
Product: LLGL scribble cell polarity complex component 2
Biological process (GO): regulation of establishment or maintenance of cell polarity; cortical actin cytoskeleton organization; Golgi to plasma membrane transport
Cellular component (GO): cytoplasm; cortical actin cytoskeleton; plasma membrane
Molecular function (GO): GTPase activator activity; myosin II binding
Source: RefSeq, a predicted model, not a curated record
AUCAGCGGGCCUGGGGCUGCAGUAGCUGACUGAAAGCUGGGAACCUUUACCGAAGUUAGGCGAAGCCUCGAAAAUUACAACGUAAAUUUGCUGUUACCGGGUUUAAAAAAUAUAUAUAUAUAUAAACAAAGAAAGGAAGCUUUGGUAAAGUGCCCCAGUACCCCCUCAACGGAAGAGCGCCAGGAUAACAAACGUACGCUGGGAAUCAGGUGGCUUAGUGAGAGUGUGUGAGAGAGAGAGGGCAGUGUGAGGCCCUUGGUCGUCCCGGGAGGAUGAAGAGGUUCCGGCGACACGGGCAUGACUCUCAGAGGGACAGGCUCAAGCAGGAGCUCUUCCAGUUCAAUAAGACCGUGGAGCAUGGAUUUCCCCACCAGCCAAGUGCGCUGGGUUUUAGCCCCAGUCUGGAGCUCCUGGCCAUUGGUACCAGAUCUGGAGCUAUUAAACUCUAUGGAGCUCCAGGAGUUGAGUUUAUGGGACUGCACGAUGAGAAUGCUGCUGUUAUGCAGGUGCACUUUCUCCCACACCAGGUUGAAUUGGUGACAUUGCUGGAUGACAAUAGUCUACACAUGUGGACUCUCCGAGCCCAUAAAGGUGUAUCGGAGCUGCUGGAAAUAGGACGCUUCACACUCUCAGGUCCUCCUGGUGCCAUCCCUAGUGUGACCCGGGUAACGGCCGUCCUGGCCCACUCCUCGGGAGAGCUGCUUCUGCUGGGCACGGAGGGUGGCCACGUGUUUGUGGUGGAAGUGCCUGGCUUCAGGGAGCUGGAGGAGAACAACAUCAGCGUGGAGGACGUCCAGAGCAGAGUUCCUGAGGAAUAUGUGGGCCGUAGAAACCUGGAGUGUGUGGAGGCUCUACAGGAAAACCCUCUAAAUCCACGGCAGGUGUUGAUUGGCUACAGUCGAGGCCUCAUGGUCCUGUGGGACCUUGAUCGCCGUUGUGCCAUUCAGCACUUCCUAGGCAUGCAGCAGCUGGAGAGUGUGUGGUGGAUGGAAGAUGGAGGAAACAUUCUCAGUUCCCAUAGCGAUGGCAGCUACUGCCACUGGACAGUGACGGGAGAGGACCCACAGACUGAGCCCGACAAACAAGAGACUCCAUAUGGCUCCUUCCCAUGCAAGGCUAUUUCUAAAAUUCUCCAGGUUUCAACAAGGCAAGGCCCCCCCUUUCUCAUCUUCAACGGUGGCAUGCCAAGAGCCAGCUACGGAGACCGCCACUGCAUCUCUGUCGUCCACAGCAAAGCGCACGUAGCGCUGGACUUUACCUCCCGUAUCAUCGACUUCUUUGUUAUCAGAGAGGGAGAGCACCACAAAGGGGAUCCAAGUGCCCUGAUGGUGCUGGCAGAAGAGGAGCUGGUGGUAGUGGAUCUGCAGAACGAGGGCUGGCCCGUCUUCCACACGCCCUACCUGGUGCCAUUGCACUGCUCAGCCAUCACCUGCUCUCACCAUGUCUCUGCCAUCCCUCUCAAGCUGUGGGAGAGAGUUCAGGCUGCUGGCAAACUGCAGAACACGCACUACUCGAGAAGGCCUUGGCCAAUAAAUGGAGGGCAGAACCUUGCCCCAGACCCUCCCCAGAGAGACCUGUUGCUAACUGGCCAUGAAGAUGGAACGGUACGUUUCUGGGAUGCUUCGGGUGUCUGCCUCUACCCUAUGUACAAGCUGAGCACGGCUGCAGUCUUUCACACCGACACUGACCCCAAUGACAACAUGAACCAGAACACCGAGGGCGAGUGGCCCCCCUUCCGCAAGGUGGGCUGCUUUGACCCAUAUAGUGAUGACCCUCGCCUCGGCAUCCAGAAAAUUCAUUUGUGUAAAUAUAGCGGUUACCUGGCUGUAGCAGGAACUGCAGGGCAGAUCCUGAUGCUGGAGAUGAACGACGAACUGGCUUGUCAGACGGUGGAGUCCACCGUGGUGGACCUGCUGCAGGGCCAAGAGGGCUUCCGUUGGAAGGGCCAGGCACGGCUGGACCUCCGCCAGGAGCCUGUCAACUUCCCCCCGGGGUUCCAGCCCUUCACCCUGGUGCAGUGCCAGCCGCCUGCAGUGGUCACGGCGAUCGCCCUGCACUCCGAGUGGAAGCUGGUGGCCUUCGGGACCAGCCAUGGCUUUGGCGUGUAUGACUACCAACAGAAGAGCAACGUGCUAGUCAAGUGCACUCUGAACCCCAGUGACCAGGUGGCCCUGGAGGGCCCACUGUCCCGAGUGAAGUCCAUCAAGAAGUCCCUGCGCCAGUCCUUCCGCCGAAUCCGCCGUAGUCGAGUCUCCAUGCACAAGCAUCACCCCAACAAUGCAGCCAAGCUACAGGAGAUAAAUGCACGGCUAGAGGCAGAGGCUCUGCAUGAAAUGGAGCUGGCACCAGUGCAGAGGAAGAUUGAAGCUCGCUCUGCUGAUGACUCCUUCACUGGCCUUGUCAGAACACUCUACUUUGCUGACACUUUCCUCAAUGACAGCUAUCAUAACACACCUGCCCUGUGGGCAGGGACCAAUGGGGGUGCCAUCUUUGCCUACAUGCUUCGCCUCCCUCCUGUAGAAAGAAGAAUGGAUGACCAAGUAAUGGCUUAUCCAGUUAAAGAGAUCCAGUUGAUGCAUCGUGCCCCAGUUGUAGGCUUGGUGGUGUUGGAUGGGAGGGGAGCACCGUUGCCAGAGCCGCUGGAGGUGGCACAUGACCUCUCACGCAGCCCUGAGAUGCAGGGUUACCACCAGCUGCUCGUCAUCUCAGAGGAGCAGUUAAAGCUGUUCACAUUGCCUAAGGUGAGCAGUAAGGCAAAGCUUAAACUGACAGCUGUUGAUGGUUCCCGGGUGCGUCGAGUGGGUGUUGCCUGGUUUGGCAGCAGUCGGGUGGAGGACUAUGCAGAGAGUGGCUUGGUGGUGUUGACCAAUCAAGGGGAUCUGCAUGUCAUCUCCUUGCCGUCAAUCAAAAUGCAAGUGCACUACCCCUGCAUUCGAAAAGAGGAUGUCAGUGGGGAUCGCCUCUUGUGUCUUCACCAAACUGGCCAAGGGUUCUACCUGAUCUCUCCAUCUGAGUUUGAGCGUUUUUCUUUGUCUGCGCGCUGGGUAGUGGAACCUCGAUGUCUGGUAGAGGCGCCCUCCCAAUCCAGGCCCACCUCACCCUCAAGCCAGCCUUACCGAGACCAGCUCGAUGGCGCAUCCACGCAACACAGAAACUUUACAAGGAACAGUGAAAACUGUGAGAAAUCAGCUAGACAAGUAAUGGAGCAUGCUUUGCUGAAUGAUGAGAAGGUGCUUCAGGAGAUCCAGAAGUCACUAGAAAGUGAUCAGAUGAUGUUUCUGGAGAACAGUCUGAAGACUAAGCCAAAACCAGGCAGGGUGCUGAGUAAUGGAGAUUGAUAUAGAUUGAUUCUCGUAAUCCCAGUGCCUCAAAUGCCUACUCCGGCCUUGAAGACCUGAACACUACUGCUAGUAUCACUACUGAACCAUAUGAAGCCCGUGUGGGAGAAAUGGGAGUGAGAGCAAGAGGGACCACCGCUUGUGCCUACCAAGACCAACCACUGUAUCUCCAUCGAUCCCAUAUACAGACACCACCACCAACCUCUACCUUUCAGCUUGUGCCCUGCCUUAAUGUGGGGCAGCAGCUACACCAUUCAAAAGCUCAAGGUUGAGGCGAGGGCAAUGUUUUCUAUGGUUAGUUUUAAAAUGUCUUUUUAAUUUAACUUUUACACAUGAUUUUGUAUAUGUGAUUGAAGACUCAAAUCUUAAUAGAUGGUGUGUCUCACAAGCGAAAAGAUACCAACAGUUAUUGGACAUAAAUUGGAGUAUGAUGAUAAGACGGUUUUAGGAUUUGUACUAAAACGUGCUAAAGCCAUAAGUGCUGAUGAACCACAUGUAUAUGGAAAAAAAAACUUUGAGUACUCUAAAAAUAUACCUUUUUUUUCACCUGGAAAGAGGGGAAAGAAAGGUAUAUAAUUACAUUUGUUGUAGGUACUUUUCACUACUGUGUAGCACACAUGCUGUAAUUCCUAAGGGGUGCAACUUUCUAAGGGGUUUGGUUUUUAAUCUUUUUAUAAUGUCAGCUUUUUAUGCCAGUUAUGCAUAUUGUAAUUUAGGAAUGUAAUUUUAAGAUAUUGUAGUAAAAUGUUUAAUAUAUAUGUAUAUGAAAAUCUGUAACUGUUUAAUGGUGUUAUUUUCCAAUCCAAGGAUUUAUUUUGGUACUGUCUUUUUGAAUGCUUUCAGCAUUUCUGGGGUCUAGAAUAUAUUUUUGUAGUUAAUUGAUCAUGUACAAGAACACUAUGAUUUGUAAUUUGACACUACUAUUAAGUAAAAAUUUUCAAAUCUUCCCCA